UUUUUCACCUGUGUGUUUUGCAAAGGUCACAAAAAGAGUUGCGGGAAAAAAGUCAGCACCUUCUCAGAUCUUUUUAUUGUCUGGUUCAAAGAUGGCAAAGAACUGAAGGAUGGUCCAAAGUACCGCUAUGUUGACUUUGUGGCACUCAUGGUUUGAGAUGGGGUUCUGGCUGAUCUGGGCAAUUACAUAAUUACCAUUGUACCAUGUGUACAAACAUUCAUUGGUGCACUUUGCAGAGUUUGGUGUAAUCGAGGUUUUAAUGAUGCAUUUGCACUGGGUUCCAAGGUUUCCAAAGGUCCAGACAACAUUAAAGCCAAGAGAGUUAGAACAGAUGUGCUCAAAGCUGAAAUAAGUGGAGAACCUCCUCCAGAUGUGGCCUGGCUCAAAAAUAGAGAUGACCUUGAAGAAGACGACAGGUUAUUCUUUGAGGUUGGAGACACCAGCACAAUCCUGACCAUCAAAAAUGCAAAGUUAUCUGAUGCUGGCAAAUAUGAAGUGUUUGUGGAAAACUGUCUGGCACAGAUCAGUCUUUUGAGUGUGGACAUCCUCUGAUUCAACUUCACAACUACUGAACCAAUAUAUAUAUCUGACAUAAAAGCAUCUGACAUAAAAUUAUGGCAGAAGUCAUGGAAAACAAUAAAUGUUCUGCGUUAUUAGGUUCUGCUGGGGUGCCAAAAAAGAUUUGUGUUGUUAAUAAAGCUAAA
This is a messenger RNA of Betta splendens (Siamese fighting fish), 704 nucleotides long. Its product is annotated as SPEG neighbor protein-like. The record is from RefSeq and is a predicted model, not a curated record. Lineage: Eukaryota; Metazoa; Chordata; Actinopteri; Anabantiformes; Osphronemidae.